AAUAAAUAAAAAAGAGGAAAAACUGAGCGUGCGUGUUCACCGGUAGAGUCUAGAGUAGUCGAGACGCUAGUAAGAGGAAGAAGACUGAGUUGGAGAGACUCGUGGAGCCAUGGCAGCGGCGGAGGGCGGUGAGCCGACGCGCAUAAUGGUGGCGGUAAACGAGUCAACAAUCAAGGGAUAUCCCCACGCAUCGAUAAGCAGCAGAGGAGCAUUCGAGUGGACUUUGAAGAAAGUCGUUCGCUCCAAUACUUCUGGGUUCAAGCUCCUGUUUCUUCAUGUUCAAGUACCUGAUGAAGAUGGUUUUGAUGAUAUGGAUAGUAUAUUUGCUUCCCCUGAAGAUUUCAGGACUAUGAAGCACAGGGACAAGAUAAGGGGACUCCACCUUCUGGAGUACUUUGUGAAGCAAUGUCAUGAAAUUGGGGUUGCUUGUGAAGCAUGGGUCAAGAAGGGUGAUCCUAAAGAAAUCAUCUGCUAUGAGGUGAAACGCGUCCAGCCAGAUUUUCUUGUUGUUGGAAGCAGGGGUCUGGGUCCUUUUCAGAAGGUUUUUGUGGGAACUGUCAGUGAAUUCUGCGUAAAGCACGCUGAUUGUCCUGUCAUUGCGAUAAAGCGCAGUGCAGCUCAGACUCCUCAGGACCCAGUUGAUGACUGAUUGAUCUGCGGCCUCUAAUGGAGAUCUCCUCCUUUUUGCAUGUAAAUGGGUUAAUAUUGCUCUCUUUCUUUCACUUGGUUGUUUGAAACGCGUGAAGACUGGAUAAGUUCUUGACUCUAUUUGUUUCGGAGUGACAUUUUUUAUUUGUAUAGUGUCCGCAUUUCAGCAAUUUGGAGUGCUGUUGUUUCGUGCACUACCAGUGUAUACAGUUUUAGUGACAUACGGACUUUAUAUUGUUUUGUGUUUGUGCAACACCACGCCAGGAUGAAAUUUCAUUACAUAAAUUUGGUCAA
This is a messenger RNA of Sesamum indicum (sesame), 942 nucleotides long. Its product is annotated as universal stress protein A-like protein. Gene Ontology annotation, molecular function: AMP binding. The record is from RefSeq and is a predicted model, not a curated record. Lineage: Eukaryota; Viridiplantae; Streptophyta; Magnoliopsida; Lamiales; Pedaliaceae.